AUGGAUAACCCAGAUUCCAAAUACCAUAAAUUUCAAGAGGUUGAUCAUGCCGGGCAUGCAAUACUUUCACUUGAAGAUAAGGAGCAUUUACCGCAUGUCCUCAUCAAAGAGCGACCGGACAACAAGUCAAUACCCGGCUUCCUGAAAGCCGCUUCUCAUAAAAAUGUGGUCAGUCUCCUCUCUGCUUUCCACCAUUCCGGUGUAGUGUCCUUGGUAUACGAAUGCGAUUAUGUGAAUAUGACUGUCGCUUCAGUUUCUGGUUGCGCGGAAUUCAAGGAGACAGACAUCGCGACUGUCUGUCGAGAGGUCUUACAAGGUCUUGAGUAUAUUCACUCAGAACUGCGCAUUGCUCAUGGAUCGGUAAACGAUAAAAACGUUCUUCUUACCUUGUCCGGUGAUGUGAAAAUCGCAAAUAUAGGUGACAGCAUGCUGAACGCAAUGACUCUAAGAGACAGAGAUCUUGACUUAAAAGCAGUUGGUAAGAUUGCAAUGAAUCUCCAAGAUCGUUCUACAAAACUGGAAAACCUUGACGUUGAACACUGGACAUCCAACACUGCAUCGGAUUCAAUACGUCAAUUCAUUAAGAAUACCGGUGAACAAACGAUGAAUGUCCUAUUAAAGCAUGAUUUCCUCACAUUGAGCGGUCCAAGUUGGACCUUAAAACCAUAUAUAAUGGCAGCACUCAAAUUUGAUUCUGCUUCUCGCCGAGCUAUGGGCUUUAAAGAUUAG
This is a messenger RNA of Talaromyces proteolyticus, 729 nucleotides long. RefSeq lists its product as uncharacterized. NCBI's taxonomy places the organism in Eukaryota, Fungi, Ascomycota, Eurotiomycetes, Eurotiales, Trichocomaceae. Gene Ontology annotation, biological process: protein phosphorylation. The record is from RefSeq and is a predicted model, not a curated record. Gene Ontology annotation, molecular function: ATP binding; protein kinase activity. The transcript has 3 exons. Bases 1 to 729 code for a protein of 242 amino acids.